AUGACCAUCUUCGAUAAUCAAUCACGUAUUCUUGUUCAAUAUUACGAUGAAUGUAUUCGAAAGGAUAAAGGCCAACCACGUGAUCUCUAUGAAUCCAUAUCUGCAUGCACACUCGAUAUCAUUACUGAAUCGGCAAUGGGAAAAAAUGCGGGAGCCCAAAAAAGCCUGGCCCUCGACAUCAAUAACGAUUUUGUUGACGCAACCGGCCGUGUGGCUCGUAUAGUACAUGUACGCAUGCGAUCUCCAUGGUUGUGGCCUGCGUUCAUCUUCAAUCGACUCCCAUCAGGUCGAGAGCAUAAUCAACUAUUAAAAAUUCUUCAUGGCUUCUCUCGAGAGAUUAUUCAACAUCGUCUGGCUACAUUCAAUGCUGAGCAAGCGAAAGGCAACAGUGAAAAGAAGAAUAGGCGUCCGCUGGUCUUUCUCGAUAAUCUUAUUAGUCAAAUGCACGCUGAACAACUGUCAAUGGAUGACAUUCAAGAAGAAGUCGAUGGAUUCAUACUCGAAGGCCACGAUACGACAGCAAAUGCCAUUAAUUACACGUGCUAUCUCAUUGGUUCAUAUCCUGAUGUUCAAGCUAAAGUGCAGGCAGAAAUCGAUGCCAUUUUUGCUGAUGAUUUCGAAAGAGCUUGCACAAUGGAAGAUACUUAUCAUAUGACCUAUCUUGAAAGUGUCAUUAAAGAAUCUAUGCGUCUUUUUCCACCUGUUCCACUAAUUGGUCGAGAAAUUCAAGAAGACUUUGUCUAUCGAGGUGAAACAAUUCGCAAAGGUACCACUGUGGUAGUAUUCCUGCCUGGUAUUCACCAAGAUCCAAGUGUCUUUCCAGAUCCAGACAAAUUCGAUCCGGAUCGAUUUAGCGCAAGUGCGGAAAGAUCAAAGGAUUGGUCUCCUUAUGGUUUUAUUCCAUUCUCAGUUGGAUCUCGUAAUUGUAUCGGUCAGUAG
Adineta steineri is the source of this 939-nucleotide messenger RNA. The record is from the annotation of a GenBank genome assembly. NCBI's taxonomy places the organism in Eukaryota, Metazoa, Rotifera, Eurotatoria, Adinetida, Adinetidae.